GUGCGCGUGGGUUGUGUCUUUGUUCGACGUACCGUACCGGUGAGAAAGGACGUAUGGGAGCUUGCAUCGGGAAGGAUAACGUACGGGCGGACGGUAAUAAUCGAGGCGCAUAUACCAUAGCCGUACAUACGCACAUGAACGCGCGCUAUACAUAGGUGCGGUAAGUGGUGGGCUGGCGUUUUCUUUUUAGCUAAAGGGCAAGAGCCGCGUUUCCCGAGGGCGUUUACGUUUUGUAUUUAUCUUUGUAGCUCUGUGCUUUGCUAGUUAUCGGCUUUUGUUGCUUUUGGUGUAGAGUUAGUUGACACUAUUAUCCUACUCCGCCACCACCAUAUCCACACCCACACCCACACCCCUUACCUUAUCUUUCUUGGACAGUGGAAGCGAUGGGUAUCUUCGGGUUUUCGGGCGCGAGAGAGUGGAAUUUCGAUCUGGACCGUUAUAUCAAUCGUGUUGUUCCUGCGUCGCAGUUGCCCAAGCUACCAACGCUAGUGGCGAGGUUCCUGGGGUAUAGGAAGGAGGCGCAGCAGCAGGAUGUCGGGAAUGUACUUGGGGCGUUCUGGUCGUUGGUCGGGGCGUUUUGCGGAUUGGCGGUUGUGGCGGCUGUGUUUAACAACACGGAGAGUAUACAGUGGCAUCGUCCUCCAGCGCUGAUUGCUUCUUUUGGUGCUUCUGCGAUUCUGGAGUACAACUCGAUCCGUUCGCCUCUCGGGCAGCCGCGAAAUGCCCUGCUGGGUCAUACCUUUUCGGCUCUUAUUGGUAUCGGCAUAUCGAAGUUGUUUCAGCACCAUUCGGACUACGAUUCGGUCAAGUGGGUUGCUGGCGCCAUAGCUUGUGGCUGUGCAUCCGCUUUUAUGCUCUUGACAAAUACCGUGCAUCCACCCGGUGGUGCAUCUGCGGUCCUUGCAGUAACGGAACCUGUUAUCACGGCUAUGGGCUGGUAUUUUGUCGGACUCGUCAUGUGGGGUACUACAUUGAUGCUGGCGGUUGGGCUGAUCGUUAAUAACAUCCAACGCCAAUUUCCAAUGUACUGGUGGACGCCACUGGAUGUACGCAAAGCAAAGCUGCAGGACGAAGAAGUGGUGCCAGAUGCAGGCGGCAGCGUAGAAAGAAAGAAAGACAGCGAGGAACAAGACUACGACCGAGAAGGACAGCGAAUAAUAAUCAACGGCGCAGAAGUCAUACUACCAAAUGAUUUGAGUCUGAAUGCAGAAGAGACCAAGGUGCUGCAGAGGUUGAGAGAACGGUUACGGAAAAGGGUUGAUAUGGAAGGAAGAGAAACCUGUUUGGAAAAGGAAGAUGGCAGUGAAAGGAGUAGUGCUGAGUUUACAAUUGUUUCGAGUAAUGUUGGGAGUAGCCGGUCUGGUAUAUAGGCU
Pyrenophora tritici-repentis Pt-1C-BFP is the source of this 1373-nucleotide messenger RNA. RefSeq names its product HPP family protein. The record is from RefSeq and is a predicted model, not a curated record. NCBI's taxonomy places the organism in Eukaryota, Fungi, Ascomycota, Dothideomycetes, Pleosporales, Pleosporaceae.